AAUUAUUUGGCACUGGUGAAGAGCGCACAUUUAAUUAACGCGUUACUUAAUUCUGGAAAACAGUUAACCAGACUGCACUAGUUUAAUAAAAUUUCGUCAGUACGUCGACGUGCGUACAAAUCAGACAUUCACUUGUAACCUAAGUUCAUCAUGUCUCGAAGAGGUGGUAGAACUCCUACAUCAGUGUUUGUGAGAAAUGUGCACCAUGAUGUUAGACCUGAAGAUUUACGUCGUGUAUUUGAAAAAUAUGGUGACAUUAGUGAUGUUUAUGUUCCUCUUGACUACUACACUAGAGAAUCUCGAGGGUUUGCGUAUAUUCAGUUUGAUUAUGAAGAUGAUGCAGAAGAUGCAGUUGAUGGUUUAGAUGGAACAACGUUAUUUGGUCGACAAAUCUUUUGCAAAAAUGCUCGAGGAGGACGAAAAACUCCACAUCAAAUGAGGUACAAGGAAGGCCCGUACAGGAGAAAGAGUUAUUCGCGAAGCAGAUCGCGCUCACGUAGUCCGAAAAGGCGUCAUCGAAGAUCGCCAUCCAGAUCACGAUCUCCUGAACGACGUUCAAAAGCAAAACGUUCCAGAAGUCGCAGCCCCCGACGCAGGUCUUUUAGCAAGUCACCUAUACGAGAAAGCAAAAGAAGUCGAACUAGAAGCAAAAGUCGCUCUAGAUCUAAAUCCAAAUCUUAUUCGCGUUCUCCACGUUAAACUUACUUUUGUUUACUGCAUUUUAUUGGCUGAUAUUCACUUCAUUGAAUUAUUAAGUUUAUCAUGUUUUAUUGGCUGAUAUUCACUUCAUUAUUAAGUUUAUCAUGUUAAAGCUUCAAAGAAUAUCAAUUAUAUCUGUGUUGUAAUGAUUUUAUAUCAUCCAAGUCAAAAUGAACGAACUUAUCAGUUUUUAUUACAUUAACGUCGUAUUGGUUUAGCAAUACUAAAAGACCCAAUGGGCACUAAUGUGAAUCAAGAUUUAUUCAUGUGACAACGUAAAUAUUAAAAUGUUAUAUAAAAAAAAAAAUCAAACAGGUAGAGAAA
Molecule: messenger RNA, 1023 nt
Organism: Hydra vulgaris (swiftwater hydra)
Lineage: Eukaryota; Metazoa; Cnidaria; Hydrozoa; Anthoathecata; Hydridae
Product: serine/arginine-rich splicing factor 10
Biological process (GO): positive regulation of mRNA splicing, via spliceosome
Cellular component (GO): spliceosomal complex
Molecular function (GO): RNA binding
Source: RefSeq, a predicted model, not a curated record